Felis catus (domestic cat) is the source of this 1640-nucleotide messenger RNA. RefSeq names its product glutaredoxin and cysteine rich domain containing 1 (gene GRXCR1). The record is from RefSeq and is a predicted model, not a curated record. NCBI's taxonomy places the organism in Eukaryota, Metazoa, Chordata, Mammalia, Carnivora, Felidae. The transcript has 4 exons. The coding region runs from base 521 to 1519 and encodes 332 amino acids. Gene Ontology annotation, cellular component: stereocilium; kinocilium. Gene Ontology annotation, biological process: inner ear receptor cell stereocilium organization; sensory perception of sound.
UCUUUAGCAAAACCACUUGUGCAUGAAGAUGUGUAUUGAAAAUGCAUCUUAUACAAUGCUGACAAAGUCGAAGAGAUUAUUUCAUAACUAAUAUUAAAAGCUCCAUGUUGGCAAGUAGCACGUUCACUGCCCUUUUGAAAGAUCACAGUGGAAGAUAGAAGAAAGAAGCCCUGUGGGAGGACUAUGACACGUCCCAUCCUACACAUUAGAUUCCAUACUUUAUCUCUGGCCUCCACUCUGGACAGCGAAUUGUAGAGAUACUUUUCUGUUAAAGAUUCUUUUCAACAUUCAUCAUUGGCUUCAACGUUCAGGUCUUUCAUUUCCUUGCCCCAUACUUAUUUAUUGUUUCAUUACCUGCCACUUUCUUGCAUUUGUCCUGUUAAAGAGUCCACCAUGGCUGUUUAAUAUUUAAAGGCUGGGAUCAUUUGCAGGUUUUAGUUUAAAGGUAACCAUAGCACACGCACACACAUUCAUUAUUAAUAGCAGAGAUGCACUGUAAGUUCUUAGGAAUCUUCUUUCGAUGUUAGUUUCAUAUGGGUGCUGCUGUUGCGAGAAUGAGGCUCUGAUAUUGCUAUGUGGCAAGGGGACUAAUGCAAUAACACUGAUCCAGAGAUUAUGUGAAUUGUUUAUGUGGGUGGAAGUGAUCAUGCUAAAAAGGGACAUAAAGCCAGAAAAUGACAGGCCACGGAAAGUCCGGUUUCGGAUCGCGUCAUCUCACAGCGGGCGAGUUCUGAAGGAAGUGUAUGAAGAUGGGCAACCAUCAGGCUCCCUGGAUUCUGAAUGUGCCAGCAUCUGUGGGGUAGAUGGACUGAGUGAGUCUGAUGGACAGCAAAAUGGCCACAUAGGAUCAGAAGGUGAUGAGUAUGAGAACGACCAGGAUAACUUGCUGGUGUUAGCGAGGGCUGCCAGUGAGAAGGGUUUUGGUACAAGAAGAGUCCACAUUUUAAGCAAAAAUGGCACAGUCAGAGGCGUCAAGUACAAAGUGAGUGCCGGCCAAGCUCUAUUUAACAAUUUGACCAAAGUGUUGCAGCAACCAUCAACUGACCUAGAAUUUGACCGUGUAGUGAUUUAUACCACUUGCCUUCGUGUUGUACGAACAACCUUUGAAAGAUGUGAACUGGUUAGAAAGAUCUUCCAAAACCAUCGAGUAAAAUUUGAAGAGAAAAACAUAGCUUUGAACGGUGACUAUGGAAAAGAGCUAGAUGAGCGAUGCCGGCGUGUUUCUGAAGCUCCUUCCCUCCCUGUCGUGUUCAUCGAUGGCCAUUACCUUGGGGGUGCUGAGAAAAUUUUGUCAAUGAAUGAAUCAGGAGAACUGCAAGACCUCUUAACCAAAAUUGAGAGAGUGCAGCAUCCACAGGAGUGUCCCUCCUGUGGAGGCUUUGGCUUUCUUCCGUGCUCCGUGUGCCAUGGGAGCAAGAUGUCAGUGUUUCGAAACUGCUUUACAGACUCUUUCAAAGCUUUGAAGUGCACUGCUUGCAACGAGAACGGCCUUCAACGCUGUAAGAGCUGUGCUGGUUAGCCGGAGAUCUCACCCAGGGAGAGCCUCGUUUUAUUAACUAAAGUCAAUCAUAUGGUUUAUACGUGUUUUUAUUUUUAACUGUCAUGUUUAUGAGUUAAUCAAUAAACUUUGUUUAGUAUAA